Mollisia scopiformis is the source of this 1784-nucleotide messenger RNA. RefSeq names its product glycoside hydrolase. Gene Ontology annotation, cellular component: cell surface; extracellular region. The coding region runs from base 70 to 1653 and encodes 527 amino acids. Gene Ontology annotation, biological process: glucan catabolic process. NCBI's taxonomy places the organism in Eukaryota, Fungi, Ascomycota, Leotiomycetes, Helotiales, Mollisiaceae. The record is from RefSeq and is a predicted model, not a curated record. The transcript is spliced from 3 exons. Gene Ontology annotation, molecular function: glucan endo-1,6-beta-glucosidase activity.
GGACUAUCUACGCAUAAUAUCGUUGUUCAUCAGCCUUGUCUUCCUUGAUUCGACCCAAUUCAUGUCAAGAUGAAAAAGUUCUUCAACAAGGCAAAGUCGCAAUUACAGGACUCGUCUUCAGCUCAGAAGCCAAUUCCUCAGCAAGACCAACAAAAUGUCAUUCGGCCACCGACAGCUGAGGAUGUCAUACAAUAUAGAUAUCAUCAUGGUGUGAAUCUCGGAUCAGUAUUUGUGCUUGAGAAGUGGCUGUUCUCUGAUAUGUUUAUUGACCAAGCUCACGGUGAUUCUGAGCUUGAUGCCGUCGACGCCCAUUUCAAGGCCCAUGGCCUUGAUCAAACACGCCAAAAGUGGGAAGCGCACUGGGCAAAUGCUGUGUCGGAUCAGGACUGGGAGUUUUUGACCAAAGAAGCAAAGUGUACAAGUAUUAGAUUACCAAUUGGAUACUUCACUUUGGGCGGAGAGUUCUGUAAAGGGACGCCGUUUGAGAAUGUUGCUGGUGUGUAUACCAACGCCUGGCCUGCAGUCACCAAUCUAGUUUCCAAAGCUCGCUCCUACAACAUUGGAGUUCUUGUUGAUCUCCAUGCGCUCCCCGGAGGAGCAAACUCGGAUGCCCACUCUGGGAGCUCAACAGGAAAACCCGAACUCUGGACAAGUCGCACCAAUUUAAGACGCAGUUGUCAAGCACUCGUAGAGCUAGCUUCUCGGAUCAAAGAUAUGCCUGGAAUCAUUGGGCUUCAACUUGUGAACGAGGCUGUUUUUGAUGCGAAGGGGAUGUAUGAUUGGUACGAAGAUGUUAUUGGGGAUAUCAGCAAAGUCAACGAUAGCUUGCCCAUUUACAUCUCUGAUGCGUGGGACUUGGAUCGAGCUCUGCAAUGGACGAACAAAAGACACGCCUUCAGCAACUUGCCAAGAAACCCAGUGAUCAUUGACACUCACAAGUACUACACCUUCAGUGACAAGGAUCGAUCUCAAGCUCCCCAUCAAAUCAUAUCUCGCAUUUCAUCUGAGCUUGCAGAAUUGGAUGGAAAAGCGGGCAGCUUGUCAGAUCGUGGAGAAGCACAAGUCGUUAUCGGAGAAUACUCCUGCGUCUUGGAUGGUCAAACAUGGGGUAGAUCUCGUCCGGAAGAGAAAGACUCCCUGGUGCAGCAAUUUGGGCAUGCUCAGUCUCAAAAAUGGCAAGAAAAGGCUGGCGGCUCUUAUUUCUGGACCUGGAAGAUGCAGUGGAUGGACGGUGGUGAAUGGGGGUUUGUUGAGCAGACGAAAAAGAGAAAUAUCCUACCUCCUCAAUCAUUAACCCUCUCUACUGCAGAGCUUCAAUCUAGGAUCCAGCACGCCCAAAGUAAGAGACGGGAACUGGGCAGUCAAGCGAGGAAUGCCCACGAAGAAUACUGGUCCCGAACUUCACCGGAUACAGAUUUUCAGCAUGAUCUCUACACUCAGGGUUGGGACGUUGGUUUUUCUGACGCCCAAUCGUUCUUCGGUAUGAGAACUCAAGUAAAUUCAGGCGCAGAAGGAGGUGACAAGGUCGGGAUGUUAGAAGUCUGGACUAAAAAGCGGCUACUGGAAUCAGCUCAGAGAGGAGCCUUCACGUGGGAAUGGGAGCAAGGGUUCCGUGCAGGUAUUGGAGCAUUCUAUAGUACAGCCGGGAUAUAGUCCAUUGGGAGAGCUAGUAAAUAUAUCUAAAUCGACGUGGAAGAAUCAUAUCAUGCUGCUGAGCAUCACAUCUAUCUUGACUAAAGUCUCGAUUAACAUGAGCAAAGUAAAUACCAGACUCUGCAUGAUUC